Messenger RNA from Laetiporus sulphureus 93-53, 507 nucleotides. RefSeq lists its product as uncharacterized. NCBI's taxonomy places the organism in Eukaryota, Fungi, Basidiomycota, Agaricomycetes, Polyporales, Laetiporaceae. The record is from RefSeq and is a predicted model, not a curated record. The transcript is spliced from 2 exons. Bases 1 to 366 code for a protein of 121 amino acids.
AUGUCUUCUGCUCUGAACGAUGUGCACGGCGCUCUUGCUGUCGAGUGCGAACGGUCUGCUUCCUUCGAUCUUUCAACCGCGGAGGCGGGUAUCGCACAUUCGAGACGGUUUGUAUCGUCGAGGCAGCGAAGGCUCAAACUCAAGCUCACCGAUAUUGUGCAAGGGGAUUGGGGUCUUUCGGCGAGGCUGGGAUCCUGCAAGGCUGAUGGCGUGGAUAAGUAUUUUGCACUCGCCCAUCGCGACCAGGAGCUAGAGGCGCUGCGAUCGAUGGUUGCUAAUCUACGGGAGGCGUUCGCUCAAGAACACGCUGCGAGACAGGCUGCCUCGGCGGGUCUCGAGGAUGCAAGAUGGGCUGCGGCUUCUUAGAAAGUGCUAGAGGGCUUUGCGCAAGACCGUCAAUAAGCUUACGGCUGUGGUGCUGAAAGCGGACAACAUCAUUUCAGCGCUGCGCAAGGCCAAGGCUUUCUCGCCGAGCAAUACAGCCGCAAACAAGGAGCUCACUUAAGC